AUGGUUUUCCGUUGGGCGCCAUUUUGAUUAAAGUAAUGUGAGGCUGGUAUGUGAGUAAGAUUGUCAGAUAUUUUCUCAAUUUAAACAAAUUUAUACCCGAGUCGACUGACGUUUGACGGACACUAAGCCAUUUGAGUACACCGAAAAUGGCCACGGGCGCAAACGCAACUCCCUUAGGGAAGUUGCACCCUAGUAUUGGCGCUAAACGAGGAUUUGACGCUGGGCCUGGUGCAGGGAACGGGUUGAUGCCAACACCAGUGCCGCCCGCAUCCUUUCCUUCUCUACAAGCUUUCCAGCCCGCGAUGCCAAGCGCAUCUUUUCCGCAGCCACAUCAGUUCAUUCCUGGGACAAGUUUUUCGCCCCAGGUCCCACAACAACCAACUGCGGGGGUCGGACUGGCCAAACCAGAUUUCAGUCAGAAGAAAUCACGAAAGAGGAGUCGUUGGAGCAGUGAGACUCCUGAUCAGAAGACAGUCAUACCGGGCAUGCCCACUGUUAUUCCCCCUGGACUGACCCGGGAUCAAGAGAGAGCCUAUAUAGUCCAACUGCAGAUUGAAGACCAGACUCGUAAACUGCGUACAGGAGACCUGGGAAUCCCUGUUAACCCUGAGGACAGGUCUCCCUCUCCAGAGCCCAUCUACAACAGCGAGGGCAAGAGGUUAAACACCCGAGAGUAUCGGACGCGAAAGAAGAUUGAGGAGGAGCGUCACUCCCUCAUCACAGAGAUGGUUGGACUCAACCCUGACUUCAAGCCUCCUGCCGACUACAAACCUCCAGCCACCAGAGUCAAUGACAAAGUUAUGAUUCCCCAAGAUGAGUACCCUGAAAUCAACUUUGUUGGUCUGCUAAUCGGACCACGUGGUAACACGCUGAAGAACAUUGAGAAGGAGUGCUGUGCCAAGAUCAUGAUCCGGGGUAAAGGUUCUGUGAAGGAGGGGAAGGUAGGCCGAAAGGAUGGACAGAUGCUGCCAGGGGAAGAUGAGCCUCUGCAUGCCCUGGUCACUGCCAACACAAUGGAGAAUGUCAAGAAAGCUGUGGAGCAGAUUCGCAACAUUCUGAAGCAAGGUAUUGAGACGCCUGAGGAUCAGAAUGACCUACGAAAGAUGCAGCUGAGGGAGCUGGCCAGACUCAAUGGCACCCUGAGGGAAGAUGACAACAGGAUCCUUCGUCCUUGGCAGAACUCUGAGCCACGCAGCAUCACUAAUACCACCCUCUGUACAAAGUGUGGUGGAGCAGGCCACAUCUCCUCCGACUGCAAGUACACCAGCUCAUUUGCCGCCCACAGAGCAACAGGUGGCGAGCCUCCUCAGUCAGCCCAGGACAAGGCUCGAAUGGACAAGGAGUAUCUGUCCCUGAUGGCGGAGCUAGGGGAGGCUCCUGUCCCCACAUCUGGUGGAGGACACUCCAACACCCAAGGCGGAGGGCAUCGGUCCUCAGGACCCAACAAUAACCAGCCACCACAGCAGAACCGGCCUCCUUGGAUGAGCUCUGGUCCAACUGAGAACAGGAACUACCAUGGCAUGCAUGGAGGGCAUGGUGGCCAUGGAGGACCCCACAACUAUCCUCCCCCCAUGCCCAACAUGGGAGGCCCCCCUAUGCCCCCAAACCCCAACGGCCUGCCUCCCCCCUGGAUGCAGCCCCCUCCUCCUCCUAUUGGCCAGGGUCCAGGACCUCACGGACACCCUAUGGGUCUGCUGCCACCUCCAAUGGGCAUGAUGCCACCUCCACCCCCUCCCCCCAGCAACCAGCCGCCUCCUCCCCCUUCUGGACCCCUGCCACCAUGGCAACAGCAAGCUCCACCUCCCCCUCCAACCAGCAGCAUGGCAACCAGUACACCGCUACCCUGGCAACAGACUUGGUCAUCACAAAAGUUACAUUCAAGUCAGGCCAGGUCAGAUGGCUUUCCUAUAUCUGGUUAUGAUACCACCACCACCUCCAGCCCUGGCACCGGCACCCUGCCUCCAUGGCAGCAGCCCCAGCAGCCUGCAGCCUCAGGAGCCCAGCCCCCACCACCCAUGGGUACCCCAUCCAUGGUGCCUCCUCCUCCUGGCGUCCAGCCCCCAUUGCCCCCAGGUGCCCCUCCUCCUCCCCCUCCACCACCUCCAGGCUCAACUGGCAUGAUGUAUGCCCCUCCGCCGCCCCCGCCACCCAUGGACCCUUCCAACUUUGUCACCAUGAUGGGGAUGGGGGUACCAGGCAUGCCCCCCUUCGGCAUGCCUCCUGCCCCCCCACCUCCUCCACCCCAGAAUUAACCCGACCACAGAAGAAUCGUCCUCCCACAAGAGUUUCCACCCAGCAGCACAUUGUGGAUGUGUGCUCACAGAAAAAAAAAUAUAACCAGUGCUUUAUUUUUUAUUGAUCCUUGAUAUUGUGAAGACAUCUCUGAAACAAUGAAAAGGUUGUGUUAGUUAAAUUUGUAAAGUUGCGUAACUUUAGUAAAUGAGUUAUUUUUCCUGUUUUUAAAAGUUUGUGUUAACUCAAAGCUCCUUGUGUGCAUACAAACACUGUUGCUCUCAGGCACAUGUUCUGCAUUGCUCUUGUAGUUUGUUACGUUACUUGUAUACCAAAUAAACAACUCAAAUAGCCA
This is a messenger RNA of Sander lucioperca (pikeperch), 2587 nucleotides long. It is a transcript of the gene sf1, whose product is annotated as splicing factor 1. Gene Ontology annotation, biological process: regulation of mRNA splicing, via spliceosome. The record is from RefSeq and is a predicted model, not a curated record. The transcript is spliced from 13 exons. Gene Ontology annotation, cellular component: nucleus. NCBI's taxonomy places the organism in Eukaryota, Metazoa, Chordata, Actinopteri, Perciformes, Percidae. Gene Ontology annotation, molecular function: mRNA binding; zinc ion binding. The coding region runs from base 147 to 2252 and encodes 701 amino acids.